Syngnathus acus (greater pipefish) is the source of this 946-nucleotide messenger RNA. RefSeq lists its product as uncharacterized. NCBI's taxonomy places the organism in Eukaryota, Metazoa, Chordata, Actinopteri, Syngnathiformes, Syngnathidae. The transcript has a single exon. The coding region runs from base 169 to 897 and encodes 242 amino acids. The record is from RefSeq and is a predicted model, not a curated record.
CCACCAGCUUUGAGUUACACACGUGAGCUCGGCACUAACCCCGUGAGGGCGAUAUCACCUGCCUCAGUGUCGGGCUCGCAAAUAGCCGCUCAAGCAGUUUUCGUGUGGAUGGAAACAAUGACUUUGUAAAAGGAAUUUUGCAGUUGCUUGAUUUUGAUUUGCUGUAAGAUGGCCACUGCCAAAGGUGACCGAGCAUCCAAGUUCGAGACCUUAAGACUCCUGGAAAAAUGCAGAAAGGAGCGGGAUGACGCUGUCCACCGAGAAGGCAUCCUGCGGGAAAAACUCCGGCAGUAUGAGUCCAGGCUUCGCUCCACUGAGGCCCUGAAGCAGAAGUUCAAGACCUUGCUCAUAGACAACAAGGAGCUGAGGAAGAAUAUCAAAACCCUGCGUAUAGAUAUUGGCCUGGAGUGCAGUCCCAAGUUCCUCGGCAAGACUACAAAGGACAUCAUCAACGACCUGCAUGAGAAGGAACGUGAGUGCGACGCCCUGAUAGAGAAGGCGGCGAAGCUGGGUCUGACUGUGGAUGAACUGACAUCCGAGCUGGCCAACGCCGUCACGUCCAAGACACUGCUGGAGGAGCAGGUCCAGUCUUUGCAGCAGAACCUCAAGGAUAUGACCAACAACCAGCGGCGUCUGCUCAAGCUGUGGGAGGACAAGAGGGUCCAGCGGGAGCAGCAGGCCUUGCCCGCCAUCACGUUCAAGCCCGGGCAGAAACCCACAUUUACUCAGAAGGCCGUUCAGACGGACAUGUCCAUCAGUGCGUCCCAAAAACUACCUGUCAACGCCUUUGAGACCAAGACAGACGAUGCAAAGACAGCAUUGGAUAGACCCAGUUUUACCACUUAUCAUCAGGAUAAGUCUUUUAUGCGUGAUGAAAGUAAAGGGAUUCACAACUAAUUCAUAAGUAGUCCAAUAAUUUAUAGUGGCAAGAUCUUCUCCAUCCAGG